CCCAUUUGAUAAACUGCGAGGGAGGAGAUUCGGCAGAGCGGAAGACUGCCUUUUGCAAGGAACCUGCAGCUUCUGAGCUCCUCAGGAAGGAUGGAAGAGGCUGAUCCUGCAAACCUAGCGAGGAUGGAAGGAGGAAGGUGGACGGUUGACCUGGUCAGGCUGCCUCCCACAACCUAUGACCGUUCCCCUGCAGAACCCUCAGAGAGAUCUGGUGAUGAACACAACAGUCAUUGUUCUUGGGACUCAAUAGAAAGAACCAAGCAUGAAGUCAAAGGAAAGACCUUUCAAAAUCAAGAGGAAACAAGUAUACAAGAGAAAAACCAAGAAGAGAUUGGGAGGAAUAAAGGUCUUCUUAAACAGACUGAUAACGGCCAUCAAAUCCCAGUCCAUAAAAAACAUCACAAGGGGAAGAGAAAAAACCAUAGCUCUUUAUGUGGCAAAACAUUCAAAGGUAAAUCUACCCUCAACUCGCACUGCAGAAUCCACACAGAGGAGAAACCGUGUAAAUGCUUGGUGUGCGGAAAGAACUUCAGUGACAGCCCAGGCCUAAAAUCACAUGAAAGAAUUCAUGCAGGACAGAAAUCCUAUGAAUGCCUAGAAUGUGGAAAGGGUUUCAGUUGUUACUCAAACCUUAGAAAACAUCAAGAAGUCCACAGUGAGGAGAAACCAUAUAACUGCUUUGAGUGUGGAAAGAGCUUCAGUCGCAACAGAAGCCUUACAGAACAUCAAAAAAUUCACACAGGAGAGAAACCGUAUACCUGUUUUGACUGUGGAAAGAGUUUCCAUCACAGCUCAGGUCUUAAAUCGCAUCAAAAAAUUCACAGCGGGGAGAAACUAUAUACCUGUUUUGACUGUGGAAAAAGUUUCCACCACAGCUCAGGUCUUCAAACUCAUCUAAGAAUUCACACAGGGGAGAAACAAUAUAAAUGUUUGGAGUGCGGAAUGAGCUUUGCUUACAAUUUGAGCCUUACAUCUCAUCAAAGAAUUCACACUGGGGAGAAAUCUUAUAAAUGUUCAGAGUGUGGAAGAUGUUUUGCUCAUAGAGCUAACCUUACUUCACAUAAGAGAACCCACACAGGGGAGAAACCAUAUAAAUGCCUGGAAUGUGGAAAGAGCUUCAGACAGAGUUCACACCUUACUUCACAUAAGAGAACCCACACUGGUGAGAAACCAUAUAAAUGCUUUGAGUGUGGGAACAGCUUCAGUCAGAGUUCACACCUUACUGUGCAUGAGCGAAUCCAUACAGGGGGAAAACCAUAUAAAUGUGUGAUAUGUGGAAGGAGCUUUAGUAACUGCACAUACCUUGUUAGCCAUCGCAGAAUCCAUACAGGAGAGAAGCCAUAUAAGUGCUUUGAGUGUGGAAAGAGCUUCAGCCAGGAUGCAGGCCUUCGUAUACAUCAAAGAAAUCACAGAGGUGAAAAACCAUAUACCUGUUUUGAGUGUGGGAAGAACUUCAUU
Molecule: messenger RNA, 1458 nt
Organism: Lacerta agilis (Sand lizard)
Lineage: Eukaryota; Metazoa; Chordata; Lepidosauria; Squamata; Lacertidae
Product: zinc finger protein 501-like
Exons: 3
Biological process (GO): regulation of transcription by RNA polymerase II; central nervous system development
Cellular component (GO): nucleus
Molecular function (GO): RNA polymerase II cis-regulatory region sequence-specific DNA binding; DNA-binding transcription factor activity, RNA polymerase II-specific
Source: RefSeq, a predicted model, not a curated record